UUGUGGGGUUUCUGCUCAGAAAAUUUACUGUGGAGAGGAUAAAAGACACAAACCUGCUAAGGUUAGCACAGUUUAUAAUUGUAAUGGAAGAUUCAGUAAUGCAGCAGCACCUGCACCACUACAAACAUGCCACAGAGUCUGCUAGAGAGGAGCUAGCAGCACUCCAGGCUAAAUAUCAAAGUCUACACUCACAGUUGCUGGAUUGUCGGUCCAAGCUUUCAUCUCAGGAGACUACUGUGAAAGACUUGAGAGAGGCAACUGACAGGCACAAGGAGACAGAAGCCAGACAGACAUCUCUUAUCACUUCCCUCAGGGAGCGUAUUCACAACACAGAACAAGAAAUGAUCUCCAUUGUCUCCUCUAAAAACAUCACAGAUAUCAAAUUACAAGCACUUACCAAAGAGAAUGUAGAGUUGAAGGAAAAAUUAUUACAAAUGGAGACUCAGUCCAAGGAAUAUCUGAAAGAGUGGAACAAUACAAAAAAAGAAGCUGCUGAAUUGCAGAGGAAAUGUGAGGAAUUUUUAUCCAGACUAGCCAGCAAGCUUUCUGUUGAUUUAGCUGGGAAUGAUAACCCUAUGGAGACAGUUGUCUCUUUGGUGGACCUGUGCUGCAAAGAGAGAGAUAGACAGAAGACUCAGAUAUGUAGCCUAGAGGAGAGUGUGAAAUCCCAUGAGGUGGAGAGUAAAGCCAGCAGGGAAACAGUUCGAAGACUAGUGGCUGAUGUGGACCAUGAACAGAAAGCCUCAGCUGUCAGAGCAAGUGACCUGAACUCUGUUAGACAGGAACUUAAUUGCAUACUGGAUGAGAAACAGGGCUUGGAAUUAGACAAUAAGAGCCUGAGAAACAAGCUGCAGGAAAGUGAACGUGCCCUUGUUGCUGCUAGGGAGGAGUGUAGCUCUUAUGAGAAGCGCACUCAGGAUCUGGAGCAAAGACUCGCAAGAAGACAAAAUGAUGCACAGGCACUACAAAUGCGCAUGGAGUCCUUUUUCAAAGAAGUGCAAAAUCUGCUUGGAAAUGAGCAUGUCAUUUCUCUGCCUAAAGAAGAACAUGUUCUGGAGAGGCUUAGAGAAGUCUGCAGGAGAGAGAAGAGCAGCACUGAGUCUGUUACUGGGAUGGAGGCCAGACUGGCUGCAGUGUUACAGGAACUUGGCAGGCAGUCAGAGCUGCACAGAGCAGCGAUGCAGAGGGAGCAGCAGCUCCAGAACAAAAUGCAAACACUGGAGUCAGAGCUGUUCACCGCAGGAGUGAGCAAAGAUGAGCAGAGUCAUGAAAAACAACAAUAUUUGCAGUUUCUGGAGCAUCUUUCAGAGAAAAUGAAAAUUGAGCACAUAACCACAGAUCUGGGAUUUGACAUGCGACUUGAGGCUAUACUGACACGUGCAGAACAGCUGACUAGACAGGAGGGAAUUGCUUUAGUGGAAACAAAGAGUCUGGUUUACAGUCUUCAGAAAAAGUUCAAGGAGCAGAAGCAGCAUUUAGAGAGUAAGAACCUACACAUGGAUCUGCUGCGGAGGAAAGUGGCCCAGCUGGAUGAAGAGAAGAGAAGUCGUUCUGCUCUGGCUGUGGAAAGGGAUGAUGCUACACUGCAAAGCAGGAAACUGCAGAAGAAAGUGGAGCGGCUACAGGCUGAGCUUAAUGCCAUGCGGCUCUCCACCACUGACCUGAAGGCUCAGCUCUCUCACACCAAUGAACUCAAGAUCAGAGUGAUGGAACAGAACAAAACCAUUGAAGAUCAGACUAAGAGUAUGGAAAAACUGGAGAAGAACAAGGUGAAAGUGGAGAAGAAACUUUCAACAGUGAAGACAGAGCUCCAGAAUCAGGAGUACAGAGCCAGGGAUGAACUACAGCAAGCACAGAAGCUGCUCCAUAGCCAAGCCAGUGCCAUGGCAGAGCUCGCCCACAGGGAGAAGAAGCUGCUGGAUUUCUGUACUGUCAUUGCUCAGAUGUUAGGGGUAACAAUGCCAGCCUCCAUUCCCAGUUGUGAGGUUAUCAAGAGGCUGGAGGUUCUUAUUCAUUCAGGUCAUCACUUCCCCCUGGCCAACCAAUGUGUAGUUCCACAUUAUCAGCACCACAUGGCGCUGGUCCCAGAUGCCUCUGCAUGCUCUAUUAUUACAGCAGGCACUCCAGGGUCUGAAGUACCAGUGCAGCCUCUAUUGCCCACUACAACUACAACCUGAGCAGCAAUACACCAUAUAU
Messenger RNA from Tachysurus vachellii, 2196 nucleotides. RefSeq names its product coiled-coil domain containing 170 (gene ccdc170). Bases 84 to 2177 code for a protein of 697 amino acids. NCBI's taxonomy places the organism in Eukaryota, Metazoa, Chordata, Actinopteri, Siluriformes, Bagridae. The record is from RefSeq and is a predicted model, not a curated record. The transcript is spliced from 11 exons.